Messenger RNA from Didymodactylos carnosus, 807 nucleotides. NCBI's taxonomy places the organism in Eukaryota, Metazoa, Rotifera, Eurotatoria, Philodinida, Philodinidae. The record is from the annotation of a GenBank genome assembly.
AUGUUAGCCGAUGGUUUCUCUGUUGAUCCCACACGUUAUUCAACCGUCUUUUGUAAAUUUCGAAACUAUAUUUCCUAUGUCAUAUAUCGAAUUCCAUCAGAUUUUACGUUAAUGGCUACUGUCGAUCGCUACUGUUGUAGUUCACAAAGUACAAAACGUCGAAAAUUUAGUACACUUCAAGUAUCUUAUUAUGUCAUUCCAAUCAUUAUCGCUAGUGUUAUGCUGAUUAGUUCACAUAUUCUCAUCUAUUUCCAGAUCGAUCGAAGAAUCAACAUUUGUCGACCAAAAGAAGGACGUUAUACCGAAUUUUUCGGAGCUUUUAAUCUCUUCAUGUACAUUCUUAGCCUUUAUGUAUUAGUUUUAUUCGGAUUUUUAACAAUCGUUAAUGUCAGAAAACAACAACGUCGUCGAAUAAUGCCGAUCCGUUUGAGUAUGGCUAGCACACAUUAUAAAAAACGUCAACGUGAAGCUCAAUUAUAUAUCAUACUCUUUUUUCAUGUUGCAUCUUAUUUAUUUCUUGCUCUGCCCUUUGUUCUUUCGCUACUUUUCACAGCCGUUGUCAAAAAACCAACUUCGACAUUCUUAUUUAUUCAAAAUUUAUCUCGUAUACUAUUUAAUUCAUGGUAUAGUAUUCAAUUUUAUAUAUUUACAAUGAGUGCAAGACUUUAUCGUUAUGAAUUUUUUUCUGCACUUAAUUGUUUAUCACAACGAUUUAUAGGGAUAAAGUGCAUCAGAACAAAAAAUGAUGAAAAAUCGCACAAUCGAAGUAUGCGUGUGACCGUUCUAACAGCAGAAUAUUCGGCAUAA